Molecule: messenger RNA, 1977 nt
Organism: Adineta steineri
Lineage: Eukaryota; Metazoa; Rotifera; Eurotatoria; Adinetida; Adinetidae
Source: the annotation of a GenBank genome assembly
AUGACUUUGCAACAUGGUUUGCAGCAACAUACAGUUUUACGUACACAACAGCAUGGACCACAGCAGCAAUCGCAGCAUGGAUCACAACAACAACAAUCACAGCAAGGAUCACAGCAAGAGCAACAACAAGGAUCACAGCAUGAACUACAACAUGAUUUACAGCACGAGCCACAACCACAGCCGCAACCACAUCCACAACCACAACCACAACCGCAACCGCAACCACAACCACAGCCUGGCAUAUUAAUACAUGCACGACAAAUGUUUCCUCAUUUGACAAAUCCAGCAAAUUGGGUUAAAAUGAAUUUGGAAUGUUUAGCCAAUGAAAUAUUCCUUGAUCUUUUUGAAUAUUUCAAAAUUGAAGAUCUGUUUCAUACAUUUUACAAUGUUAAUUAUCGAUUUAAUAUUCUUCUUCUCAAAUAUUUUCACUCAUAUCAUCUUGAUUUUCAAUCAAUAUCCAAAUCUAAUUCGCAUGUUACAUGUACAAAAUAUCUUCCAUUAAUUCGAAAUCAAAUUAUUUCAUUACGUUUUUCUGAUGAUGAUAAUACACCAGUACAAUCAAAAUAUAUUCCAAUUUAUUUUCCAUCGUUUCUUCAACUUUCUCAUUUACGUGCACUUUCAUUCUAUUGUAUUAAUUCUUCAAAUCUCAUGGAAAGAUUAAUAAUUGAAUGGCAUCAAUUACCAUAUCUUACGAAUUUAAGUAUCAUUAAUUGUAAUUUUACAACAAAAAUUGAUUUUCAUACUGUUAUUAAUAGUAUUUGGAGUCUUAAUCAUUUAGUAUACUGUUAUUUAAAUGGUAUAUAUGGCACAUGGACAAAUUUUAUUGCCCCGGAUGUCACAUCAGUAUCAAUGCAAUAUUUAUUAUUUGAAAGUGGUUGUAUGGAUUGGAAUGUAUUACCAAAAUUACUGAAAAAUACACCUUAUCUUCGAUCUUUAAACACAGAUAUUAUAGAUUAUUCUGAGCCUGGAAAAGAACUUUCAGUUAAUACCACUUUCACGUUAACUCGAUUGAACGUGUACAUGCGAGUUACGACAAGUACGUUAUUUUUUUGGAAAUAUUUACCAAAUUUAUCUCAUCUAACAGUUCAUAUGGAACGAUUUUAUCUUGAUGGAAAACAGUGGGAAUAUAUUAUUCGAACUUAUUUACCUAAAUUAAAAAUAUUUCGUCUAUAUAUGGACUUAGCAGCGGAUGACUGUAACCAGAUAGAAGAAUAUGUCGAUAGAUUAUUGAAUUCAUUUCGAAGUUCAUUUUGGCUUGAGGAACAUCAAUGGUAUGUUCGAUCUCAUUGGGAGAAAAUGCCAGAAUCGAAAGGAUGGCCAGGAAUAGUAUUAACUACUUUACCUAGUCGGAUAAAUCGUUCAGGCAUUCUCAGUUCAAGUUGUUAUAGAUCAACUUGUCCUGAUGAUAAUGUCUAUAAUUCAUAUGAUCAUGUAGAGCAUUUAGAUCUUAAAGAUCCUGCUAACGAUGAACUCUGGUCACAUGUUUUCAAUUUGCAAAAACUACGAAUACUUACGUUUUAUGCAGAUAAACAAUAUGAUCAUCCUGAAAAUGAAUUGCAAUUACUGCUUGAUCGUAUGCCGAAUCUUCAUACAUUAGAAUUAUGUCUUGAUGAGAAUGAGAAUGAAUAUAAACCGUUUUUCAACUUAAAACAUAAUUCUAUUCGGUGUUUAGAUUUUGCACACUAUACAUUUAAUCGUGAAGAAUGUGAAAUAUUGAUUCAUAGUCAAUUAGGUCAAAAAUGUGAAGUUCUUAUGUUAUCAAUUAAACAUCUCGAUGAUAUACUUCAGUUAAUUAAUCAAUUAAGAAAUCUUCGAUCAUUAAAAAUACGUUUAUUGCAAAAUGAAGAUAGUCUAUUGACUUCUUCUGAGAAUGAACUGAACGAAUGGUUAACACUUCAUUUACCAUCAAUAUGUGAUUUCAGAAUCCAUAAUGGUAUCAUGAAUUUUUCAUAUACUUUUUAUGUUUGGAUUCGAUGA